This is a messenger RNA of Schistocerca americana (American grasshopper), 1593 nucleotides long. RefSeq names its product myrosinase 1-like. NCBI's taxonomy places the organism in Eukaryota, Metazoa, Arthropoda, Insecta, Orthoptera, Acrididae. The coding region runs from base 10 to 1509 and encodes 499 amino acids. The transcript is spliced from 11 exons. Gene Ontology annotation, biological process: carbohydrate metabolic process. The record is from RefSeq and is a predicted model, not a curated record. Gene Ontology annotation, molecular function: beta-glucosidase activity.
GCAGCCAUCAUGUUGUGGAAAGCGCUGCUGUUGGCUGUGGCGGCGGCUUCGGCCUCCGCACAGGAGAUCAACAACCGCUUCCCAGACGGCUUCAUGCUGGGGUACGCCACCGCGGCCUACCAAGUGGAGGGCGCCUGGAACGAGGAUGGCAAGGGCGAGAGCAUCUGGGACCACAUGCUGCACGAGCACCCGGACUGGGGCUGGAACGGCCAGAACGGCGACGUGGCCUGCGACUCGUACCACAAGUACCCCGUCGACGUGGAGUGCCUCGUGAACGCCUCGGCCGACAUGUACCGGUUCUCCAUCUCGUGGCCGCGCGUCCUGCCCACUGGAGACCUCGACAACAUCAACCAGGCCGGCAUCGACUACUACAACAACCUCAUCGACCUGCUGCUCGCCAACAACAUCCAGCCUCUGGUGACGAUGUACCACUGGGACCUGCCGCAGGCUCUGCAGUACAUCGGAGGCUGGCCCAACCCCAUCAUGGCGGACUACUUCGUCGAGUACGCCAGACUGCUCUUCGACACCUACGGUGACAGGGUGAAGUGGUGGAUCACGUUCAACGAGCCCACCAUCUUCGCCGGCGGCUACACGACCAGCGGGGGCACGCCGCCCUCGCAGAACGCCCCCGGCAUCGGCGACUACCUCACCUACUACACCGUCAUCAACGCGCACGCGCGCGUAUGGCACCUCUACAACGACACGUACAGGGCCACGCAGCAAGGUCGCGUCGGAAUCGUGCUCAACAGUGAGUGGCACGAGCCGCAGAACGCGUCCAGUCCUGAGGACCAAGAGGCUUCCGAGCGCAUGAUGCAGUUUGUGAUCGGCGCCUUCGGACAGCCGCUGUUCAGCCCGGAGGGCGACUGGCCGGCCGUGAUGAAGGAGCGCAUCGACGCCAACAGCGCCGCCGAGGGCCGGCCCAGGUCCCGGCUGCCCGCCUUCACCCAGCAGGAGAUCGAGUACAACAGGGGUACGACUGACUUCAUCGGACUGAACACGUACGCCACGAACCUGGUGACACUGGGCGAGACUGGUACGAUUCCCUCCAAGGCGCACGACCAGGGCGUCAUCAUCUCGUACGACCCCAACUGGAUCGUUGGAGCAAGUGGCUACGUCUAUAUCGUGCCCUGGGGCUUCAGGAAGCUGCUGAACUGGCUGUCAAACGCGUACCCGCAGUACCCCAUCAUGGUCACGGAGAACGGUUUCAGUGACUGGGGCGAAACCCAAGACGACCUGCGUAUGACGUACCACGGGCAUUACAUGGCUGAGCUGUUGAACGCUAUUAACGUUGACGGAAACAAUAUUAUUGGGUACAUGGCGUGGAGUAUUAUUGACAAUCUGGAAUGGACUCAAGGUUUCAGGCCGAGGUGGGGAGUGUACCGGGUGGACAUCGACGACCCCGACCUGCCCAGGACCCCCAAGGCGUCGCUGGAGCUGAUGAACGGCAUCUACACCAGCAGGACGGUGCCGCUCGAGUACUUCAACAGCACCGUCUUCGCUCGUCCGUGAACCGCCACGGCCAGCCACGGCUAGGCUGAGCUCCCUGUACUGUUCGCCGUAGUGGAGAACUGUUUAAUAAACGCCCCAACUACA